This is a messenger RNA of Priapulus caudatus, 1842 nucleotides long. Its product is annotated as myb-like protein M. Lineage: Eukaryota; Metazoa; Priapulida; Priapulimorpha; Priapulimorphida; Priapulidae. The record is from RefSeq and is a predicted model, not a curated record. The coding region runs from base 59 to 565 and encodes 168 amino acids. The transcript is spliced from 4 exons.
UCAGCAGUCGUGUCUUGAGAGAGUAGCGCGAGCAGAUCAGCAGCUAAAGGUAACAAACAUGGAAGGACUGUUGGUGGCAGCCGUUGCUGCGAUCCUUCUUCAAUUGGUGUACUCAUCUGGGUAUGGUAAUCAGGGUGUCGGCGGAUACCCGGGUGUAGGUGGAGACUACUACGGUAACAGGGGCAGCACGUACGGCCUGCCCGACCGUCUUCCACACGGCGUGCUGGGUCCUCUCAUCUCGCCCUACCACAACAAUAUCAACAAGGUUCACGCGCAUGGCAACAAGCACGGGAGACACCACGGCCAAAACAAUAGACACGCCGGCAACUACUACAAGGAUAACGGCUACUACAACGACAGGAACAUCGGACAGUACUACAACACGCAGUAUAACAACCGCGGCGAUAACAACGCCUACCAAAACAAAUACGCUAAAGACUUCUACGGCAAGCACUUGAACAACAACUACGUGAAGGGCAAAGCUUGGGGACACAGCUCGUUCGCGCCGACCGCCGGACUCUACUAUAGGAAGCUUUUCUCACCUAUCUCGUACAUUCCGUGGUAGACGGUGUCAAGCAGCAUGAACCCCCGAACCCUACUACUACCCACGACUGGCGAGAGACAGACCUAGAUGACAACACGUAAUGUGGCGACACCUGUCGACAUUCAUUAGCUAUAGAUUUGAUCGAGUAUCGACGUCGUUGAUGAUUCGCAACCCGGGUGACACGCUCGCGGUUUCCGGUUACCGGAAGAGACUCUGAUGCAGGUGUCAUCGUAAACAUUUCAUCGUGUCUUUAUUGCUCGUCUCUGCGUAUGCUUUCAAGCAAGCAGCAGCGAGACGAUGAGCAUUGAGUGAAAUGUUUACGCGAACUUUCUCCGUGUAAAAAUAACCAUGCAUUAUGUUAUCCGCUUGUGUAAAUCAGCUUCAUUGCACCGAACUAACCAUAAUUUUCAUCGUGAUCAGCACCACGGCCCCUCUUCAUGAUGUAUGAAACUCACACUGCGUCGUCAUUCGCGGGUAUUAUUUAACGUUUAACGUGUGAUAUUUAUUGCCUAACUUGUUAUCGGCUAAGUGCAUUUGUUAUAUAUAUAUAUAUAUAUAUAUAUGGGUUUAUACUGGGUUUGCGUGACCGGAACUAUUUGCCAAAGAUAUAACAAAGUAAAAUGGAACUAACAUCUGGAACUGCAUUGAUGAUCAACUAACAUUUACGAGGGCUCGAGAUACACAAACUCUUAAAUAUGGACUAACUGGUGCAAAUUAAUUUAAGUCGAGCUUUAUAAUCAACAUACGUUGUAUGCAUCCGGCUUCUGCGUUGUUCACUAAAACCAUGGAGAUGCCAUGCAACUAACACGAAUGAGACCUAGUACUCAUGCAGUAACAUCUGAAUUUAUAUGAUAACCUUCUGAUAUCACAUCGUAUUGCUCACACGUGGCGUAAUUGUUUUAAUGUCUGACGUUACUGUAACUGUAAGGUUAGAGCGAGUGUAAAUAAGCUAUCAUUAACAAUUAAUAAUUGUAACAUUCUUCGCGGGUUAUUUAGAGUUACAUUAUCUAAACAUCGGUUAUAGCGGAUGCUGGUAAUUAGCGCGCACGUUCCCCGGCGGCAAUACGUGUUUAAUCAUCUGUAAUUAAUUAACACGGUUAUUUGUUCGCAGUUUUCAGUUUUGCACACGGUUGCAUAGAAUUACUUGUGGUUUGGGGUGGCUGGCUAGUUCAGUGUUAAUAUGGCACAUCAGUCGCAUGUUAAUGCUAUGUCACUUUACUCGUUGUUAUCGUUUUACAGAAAUAUUUUAACGCUUUUAUAAUGUUAUUGUUACAAUAAAAUGAGUUAAAUGAAAAACA